CAACGGACAGAAUCGAACAACAGAAAUUAAUCUGGACCGUCAAAAGAAUAGGGCAAACAACAACCCUAAUUCGACGACCAUAUUAAACUCUCAAAAGCCCACCGUCUAUCUCUCCUCUACACUUGAAGGCGCGCGGCAUCUGCAGCACCUAUCUCUUACUUCUUCGUCGUUGCUGCUGCCGCUGACUUGCCAAGAUGUACACUACAUGGAAGAAGAUCCGUAAAGACAAGGAUGCUGAACCCACUGAAUUUGAGGAGACAGUUGCACAGGCAAUAUUUGAUCUUGAAAAUACCAGCCAGGACUUGAAGAGUGAUCUAAAAGAUCUCUUCAUUAACUCAGCAGUUCAAAUGGAUGUUGCUGGGAAUCGCAAGGCUGUUGUUAUUUAUGUUCCUUACAGAUUGAGGAAGGCUUACCGCAAGAUUCAUCUUCGCCUUGUUAGGGAGUUGGAGAAGAAGUUCAGUGGGAAGGAUGUUGUCCUGGUUGCCACCAGAAGGAUCGUGCGUCCACCGAAGAAAGGUUCUGCUGUGCAGCGACCUCGCACACGCACCCUGACAGCUGUGCAUGAUGCCAUGCUUGAGGAUGUAGUUUAUCCAGCUGAGAUUGUUGGGAAACGCACCAGAUACAGAAUAGACGGUUCCAAAACUAUGAAGAUUUUCUUGGAUCCCAAGGAGCGGAUCAACACCGAGUACAAAUUGGAAACAUUUACUGGAGUUUACAGGAAGCUUACUGGGAAAGAUGUAGUUUUUGAAUACCCCAUAACAGAGGCUUGAGAUCUCUAUUGAGAGCUUUUGUUCCUGUUUUUCUAGAGCUUUAUAAUUGCAGCAGAUAGGAUACUAUUUGAAAUUUUGAUUCUUGAAUUUGGUUAAAUAUGUUCUAUAUCUUCUUUUUCUUGGCGGCAUAGGGUGGUAAAACUUUAAUGAAUUUACAUGCGCAUCUAAGUCCUGUGGAUUUUGGGGGUUAUAGAACAUGCGUGCUUUUCUAAAAAGUUUGUUUAUGGAAAUGUCUACUCUUCAAA
Messenger RNA from Ricinus communis (castor bean), 1015 nucleotides. RefSeq names its product 40S ribosomal protein S7. The transcript is spliced from 6 exons. NCBI's taxonomy places the organism in Eukaryota, Viridiplantae, Streptophyta, Magnoliopsida, Malpighiales, Euphorbiaceae. The record is from RefSeq and is a predicted model, not a curated record. Gene Ontology annotation, biological process: ribosomal small subunit biogenesis; rRNA processing; translation. Bases 195 to 770 code for a protein of 191 amino acids. Gene Ontology annotation, molecular function: structural constituent of ribosome. Gene Ontology annotation, cellular component: 90S preribosome; ribosome; small-subunit processome.